Messenger RNA from Komagataella phaffii GS115, 2838 nucleotides. Its product is annotated as Upstream serine/threonine kinase for the SNF1 complex. Gene Ontology annotation, molecular function: ATP binding; protein serine/threonine kinase activity. Bases 1 to 2838 code for a protein of 945 amino acids. The record is from RefSeq and is a predicted model, not a curated record. Lineage: Eukaryota; Fungi; Ascomycota; Pichiomycetes; Pichiales; Pichiaceae. The transcript has a single exon. Gene Ontology annotation, cellular component: cytoplasm. Gene Ontology annotation, biological process: protein phosphorylation; intracellular signal transduction.
AUGCACCCUUUCCUUGAGGAUCGUUCAAGCGCCUCCAAGCAAAACUCCUCUAGGCAAAGCCCUUCCAAACGUAGCAACACGCCACGCAAAUCAUAUUCUCGUGAGUUUCUCCACAAAGUGACGGAUUCUUUCAACAGACUUGCCUCACCUUUGGCGUCUCAGAAUACCUCCAGAUCGAAUAGCACAACUUCUCUCAAUAAACACUUCCAGGUUCACGAUAACCACCAUCACGAUGCAUUGAAUAAUUUCUUAAGCGUCUCCAUAAAGAAGCUGUUAGACACAACACACUCAGAUUCCUCCACAGCCUCCAAUGCUACGACAAUGGGUACAACACCUUCCUUGAAUAAAGACGAGAAAACUUAUUUUGACAAAGAGCUGGACUCUUCUAUCUCGUUGAACAAGGUCAAGGAGACUAACCAUGUUUUUCUAGAGUAUGAUCCUGUUAGCAAGAGAAAGAAAUUAAACACUUAUGAAUUGCUCAAGGACCUGGGCCGUGGUCAGCAUGGUAAAGUCAAGUUAGCCAGAGAUACAACUACUAAUGCUUUGGUGGCUAUAAAAAUUGUCGAUAGAAAAUCAAAGCCUUCCUUAGGCAAAGUGCAUACCAACACAGAAGAAAAGGUCAAACGUGAGAUCGCUAUCAUGAAAAAGUGUGAUCAUCCGCAUGUCGUUAAAUUGAUUGAAGUUCUAGAUGAUGCUACGUCAAAAAAAAUAUAUAUGGUGCUAGAGUAUCUAGAGAAAGGAGAGAUCAAAUGGUCCAAAAAGGAUGAUGUUACAGGUGAAUUGCGUCCAUACCUAAAAUUUCAUGAAGCAAGGCAAGUCUUCAGGGAUGUUGUCAGUGGAUUGGAAUAUCUCCACUACCAAGGUGUCAUACACAGAGAUAUUAAACCAGGAAAUCUUCUAGUUUCUAAUUCGAACAUUGUCAAAAUCUCUGACUUUGGAAUUUCUUAUGCUUCAUCCCUUGAAUCAAACACAGAGUAUGAACUUGCUAAAACAGCCGGAACCCCUGCAUUUAUGGCUCCUGAACUUUGUUCUACAAAUGGCUACAAGACAGACACCAAAGUAACUCACAAAAUUGAUAUUUGGGCGUUGGGUGUUACUCUAUACUGUUUGCUGUUUGGCACCCUUCCCUUUUACGGUGAUUCAGAGUACUUACUAUUUGAAGCUAUUAAUAAAGAGGAACUCAAGUUUCCGCCAGCUCACAAGUCUUAUAUGACAGAUGAAGAGUUUGAAAUGAGUCGAGACCUGCUUGAGAGAUUGCUGCGAAAAGAUCCCGAGAGACGAAUAGAUAUACCAGAGAUUAAAAAACACAGGUUUUUCACUUGGGGGCUUUCCAGAAUUGAUUCCAAGCUGUACAGCAGUAAUUUCAACUGCAACAAGAAAAUCGCUGUUAGCAAUGAAGAAGUGGACGAUGCAGUUAUUGGCAUUCGUAAUAGAAUCAAACACAAACUUCAGAAGGCUUUGAAGUUGGCGGGAUUAUCUUCUGUAUCUGGUUCCAGCACUGCGUCAAAUUCUUCAUCUCAGAUCAAAGUCACUAGAAAAAGUCAACCUAGGCCUUCUUCUCAUAUCAAAUUCCUAUCCAUGGAAACAUCACAAAACGAACCAGUGCUAUCGGAGGUCCAAAAGGAACCCGAGACAAUUGUCCCGAUCACCUCUUGGCCUCCAGCUUCGCACUACAAGAGAGAUUCUAUAUCAGCUUCAAUUUUAUCCAAGGAAAGAUCUGGAUCUAUUGACUCUUCAUCUACAGCUCCAGUAGAGACUAGAGCUCUAGCUAAUGGUGAUGUAUAUGUCGACUGCAAUCCUAGAGCAGUUUCGCAUUUGUCCGACAUUGUCUCCAAGGAUAUGGAGCGAAGAUUAAGUGUGAUGAGCAACUCUAAUGGGUCAACUCAUGGGACAAACAAUGCAACACACAGUGAACCAGUUGAUAUGGUGUUUUCUCGAAGUAAUAUCCCCACCGAUCAAGGAGCCUCGGCGAGCGCAAUGAACAUACCAGAGUCAUCAAGCGACGACUCAUUGGACUGUUUUGAUGGUUCUCCUUCCUCCUUUCAUCCAACUGAUAACAAUGCCGAGGCUGGCUCAUUACAUACUGCGUCAAGUAAAUCCAUUUUGAGUGUUCCGGAGAAUUUAAAAGCUUUUGCUUUGGAAAGUUCCCAUGGCCGUGGCAAGAUUAAUAACAAGUUCUCCUUUGGUGAGGACGAAUCCUCUUCGCAGUCAUCAGAUUCAGACUCUAGUGCUCACUCAGAAUCUGAAGAAGAUGAUGAUGAUGGUGAGCUGACUUUAGUUCUUGGUCCUAAACGAGAUAUGCCUCCUUUUUUGAGGCGAAGAAUAGCAUCCCAUGAAUCAACUCUACCUACAGUUGGAAACAUGCCCAAAGAGCAAGCCAUCAAGAAUGUGGAUCAGGAUAUUGCCAAUGCCUGUUCUCCUGUGCAGUCAUCUAGUGAUAUUCCUCGAUCUGAAUUGGAUCCAUUUGUGGUGCUGAAUACCGAGAACAAUCAUGCAGAAGUGCAACAACCUUCAAAAGAAAGAACUACACGAGCACACGUUGUAUCACCAUUGUCCAAGGACGCUCCAUUGUCACCAAAAGCGAACACAUCGGCACAUCUAGCCCCGAAAAUCAGUUACAACCCACGACUCUACAGAAAUCAUUACAAUAAAGAGUUUUUUGUUACCCCGUAUCAAUCGGAUGCUUUUCACUACAAUGCAGACGAAAAGAGAAGCAACCAGAAUCCCUGCGCUGCAACAUCUUCCCACAAUGAUAAUAACGACAGAUUCAGAUCCAGGAAUAAUUCCAUAACGGUGGGUAUUUUACAGCGGGGCAAUUCGAAGGAUGAUAGUAUAUGA